ACAGUGCCCCACUUGCGAAUUUCACAAUCAUCAUACUCCAAAAAAGGUUGAAGUUAAGAAAAAAGAGAAAAAGCAAGAGAAUUGGUUUGGUGGCACUUGAUCUUCCGUGGUGAAAUGAAAUGCUGAAGCUCUUUAGGGCCUAUCAGUGCUUCCUUGGCUUCUUCCUCGUCAUCUCUAUCGUUGUAUCCGUAUUCACAGGUAAUUCUUGACAUGCUGUUCAGAUUUCGAUUGCUAUUGUAACAUGAUGACAUUUUUCACUUUGGACUGAGCUCAUUUUACUGGAAGAUUAUUGUACAUGAUGGUUACCUGUCUGAUUGAUAUGGAAUCCAAAUUUUUGCUUUAUACUUGCUUAAAGACUGGCUGUUAACUAAAACUAUGUGUGAUACUGGCUUCUCAUAAAUCUGAAGAGUUUUUCUUGGUCUCCGUUCAUGCUAUUCAUAAAGAUCAUUAUCUAGAAAAAGAUGGCGGCUGAGCUAGUCAAUGGUGCAACAAGCGAGAAGCUGGCUGAAACUGAUUGGACAAAAAAUAUUGAAAUUUGUGAGCUAGUUGCUCAUGAUAAAAGGGAAGCAAGAGAUGUUGUUAAAGCUAUAAAAAAGAGACUAGGAAGCAAACACUCCAAUACUCAACUCUUUGCUGUCAUGUUGCUGGAAAUGUUGAUGAACAAUAUUGGAGAGCAUAUUCAUGAGCAGGUGAUUGAUACUGGAAUUAUUCCUAUUCUAGUAAAAAUUGUGAAGAAAAAGUCUGAUUUGCCUGUGAGGGAGCGGAUAUUUCUCCUACUAGAUGCCACACAAACAUCCCUUGGUGGUGCAUCUGGAAAGUUUCCACAGUAUUAUAAUGCAUAUUAUGAUUUGGUGAGUGCUGGAGUGCAGUUUGCUCAAAGGGAUCAAGUGGUCCAAUCAAAUAAUCCUAGUUCACAACCUAGUAGGACUAGUAAUGUACCAAACAGAGAGCAAGCCUCACCUAAACAUGAAGCAGUUGCUCAGCCAGCAGAGUCCCAGACUGUCCCUGAAUCUAGCAUUAUUCAAAAGGCUGGCAAUGCAUUAGAAGUACUAAAAGAGGUCCUUGAUGUUGUUGAUGCUCAAAAUCCUCAGGGAGCAAGGGAUGAAUUCACCCUUGACCUUGUAGAACAAUGUUCUUUUCAAAAACAAAGGGUUAUGCAUCUUGUGAUGGCUUCCCGAGAUGAAAGGAUAGUUUCUCGAGCAAUUGAAUUGAAUGAGCAACUUCAGAAAGUUCUUGCAAGACAUGAUGACCUUCUUGCUGGCAGAGCUACAACAACUGCCAGUCGAUUUGACCAUGAAGAAGCAGAGGAGGAAGAGGAGCCUGAACAGUUAGUCCGAAGAUUACGCAAGGGAAAGGCUUGUGCAAGGCCUGAACACGAGGAGACUGAAACUGACAUCCCUUGCUUGGGUUUGCUUGGAGAGAGACUCAAUCGUCCUCUAAUACGACCACUCUCGAUAGAACCUCCAACUCGAGAAGCUGAUACUCGAUCUCCACCUGUUGUGAUCCCACCAUCUCGAGAAGCUGAUACCCGAUCUCCACCUGCUGUGAUUCCACCUCCACGGCCAAAACAGAAUGGGCAGGUUCCUCACCCUGUAGCAAUUCCACCACCACCUGCAAAACACAUUGAGAGGGAGAGGUUUUUUCUGGAAAACAAGGAUGGUUCUAAUUUGUCUGGCCACAUGAGGGGCCUCUCUUUACAUAGUCGUAACGGCAGCAGCUCUCGCAGUGGAAGCUUUGAUUUUAGUGACUGAUCUCUUGACAACAGGAUCUCUUUUAGCUUUUCUUUUCAUUUCUGUCUAAAUUUGGAGUUGGUAUUAUUUAAGCUGUGAGGAAUUGGUGAUUUCUCAUUUAGUCUUGGUAGUGUGGAGAUGGGAGAGAAGAAGUGAAGCCACAUCUGCUUCAGUUUAUAAAUUACUUGUAAUUAUGUUCUCAGAUUAUGUGCCAUGACCUGAGGUUUGUAAGUUUCAGUUGCAAAUGUUAUAACUGAUUAUGGUAUUUUUGUUUUCCUGAUUUCUUGAAACUACUGUUUUUGUUCUUA
Messenger RNA from Glycine soja, 2038 nucleotides. RefSeq names its product TOM1-like protein 5. Bases 462 to 1751 code for a protein of 429 amino acids. Lineage: Eukaryota; Viridiplantae; Streptophyta; Magnoliopsida; Fabales; Fabaceae. The record is from RefSeq and is a predicted model, not a curated record. The transcript has 13 exons. Gene Ontology annotation, molecular function: phosphatidylinositol binding; ubiquitin binding. Gene Ontology annotation, biological process: protein transport to vacuole involved in ubiquitin-dependent protein catabolic process via the multivesicular body sorting pathway.